CUUUACUUGAUUCUAUGUUGUUUAAGCCACCUACAGCUUGUGUUCCCGCAAUCCGCCGGUCUUUCGUGACAUCUCUCAUUCGCGCCGGCCAGCAAAGAUCUCGGAGUUCUCUUUCUGGAAUCACCAACCACUCGGCUUCAAACUAUCGCAAAUCUAGUUAUAUAGCCCCAAGCAUGGCGGAAGAUGUGCCAACGGGGGGCGAUCCCUUUCCCAACCCCAUCUCCGGCACCACCGAUGAAGCAAGCUGGAAGCAUCGGCCACCAUACAAGAUCCAAACAGAUGAAGAAUUCGGUCCUGUGAAAUGGACCGGAAGGUGCCAAUGCGGGCAGGUAGAGUACAAAAUAAAUCGAGAGAAGCCAUUGAAAUCGAAAUACUGCCAUUGUCGGGGGUGUCAAGUAUUGCAUGGUGCCCCGUUCCAGUGGGCCACUAUAUUCCACAAGUCCGAUAUUACAUUCACCAAAGGUGCUGAUGGCCUAGCCUUCUAUUCAUCUAUGGAGAAAUCGAGAGAGUAUAUGAACCCAACGAAAGUGUCGUGUUCGUUCUGUCGGACCCCGAUCAUGGAUGAGGGGCGCAAUGUUUGUCUUCUAUUCCCUGCGUCUAUUGACUCUGGGGAGACACAUGAGGAGAGAGAGAAGUGGAUUAAUGCAUUUGAAGUAGAGUGUCAUAUUUUCUACAGCCGACGGGCUGUCGAGAUCCCAGAUGGAAAGCCGAAAUGGUCCGAGUUGGAUGAUAGUAGCGAGCUUUUGGAUGAUUCGGGUAACCCUAAGAAGGGCAAAUCAUGAGGUUCAAUGUACAUUUCUUUGGCAGAUUGAUGUAAAAGAUUAAAAGAAAUAUAAAAACAAAAGGAAGAUUUAGGUUGCA
Messenger RNA from Aspergillus pseudotamarii, 861 nucleotides. RefSeq names its product GFA family protein. Gene Ontology annotation, molecular function: carbon-sulfur lyase activity. NCBI's taxonomy places the organism in Eukaryota, Fungi, Ascomycota, Eurotiomycetes, Eurotiales, Aspergillaceae. The record is from RefSeq and is a predicted model, not a curated record. The transcript has 3 exons. The coding region runs from base 15 to 782 and encodes 255 amino acids.